Molecule: messenger RNA, 2574 nt
Organism: Amyelois transitella
Lineage: Eukaryota; Metazoa; Arthropoda; Insecta; Lepidoptera; Pyralidae
Gene: GPHR
Product: Golgi pH regulator
Exons: 9
Coding region: 126-1520 (464 amino acids)
Biological process (GO): intracellular pH reduction
Cellular component (GO): Golgi cisterna membrane
Molecular function (GO): voltage-gated monoatomic anion channel activity
Source: RefSeq, a predicted model, not a curated record
UGUCGGCCUGCGAAAAGUUGGCGAAAAGUUUACCUGAUACAUAUUUGAUUUUUGUGUGAUUGAUUUUGAAUUACUACCUACAUUUUUUAAAAUAUUUUCUUUUGCAUUCUAGUUAAACAAACAAUAUGUCUUUUUUCGAGGAUACUCUUAUAAUUUUAAUAUCUCAGACAUUCUUCUUUGUUGGAGGCUGGAUAUUCUUUGUGAAGCAACUGUUCAGAGACUAUGAGGUUCAUCAUACAUUAGUUCAGCUGAUAUUCUCAGUGACUUUCGCAUUGAGUUGUACCAUGUUUGAGCUCAUCAUAUUUGAAAUCAUUGGUUAUUUGGAUUCCAGUUCUCGAUAUUUCCAUUGGAAUUUGGGCCUUUACUCCUUGCUGUUCAUGGUAAUAGCUCUGAUACCAUUCUACAUUGCAUACUUCUGCAUCAGCAACAUCCGAUUUGUGUCUCACAAUGUAAUAAGACCGCUGACAAUAUUUGUGUGGUUCAUAUAUCUUUACUUUUUCUGGAAGAUUGGGGACCCGUUUCCCAUUUUGAGUCCAAAACAGGGUAUAUUUUCUAUAGAACAAGGCGUGUCCCGUAUAGGAGUAAUAGGGGUGACUGUGAUGGCAUUACUGUCGGGGUUCGGUGCCGUCAAUUACCCCUACACGUCCAUGGCAAUAUUUAUAAGACCGGUGACUCAAUCGGAUGUUCUAUCAAUAGAGAAGAAACUACUCCAGACUAUGGACAUGAUAUUGGUGAAAAAGAAAAGGAUAGCACUAGCCGAGGCGAACAGUGGAGCGAGACAGCAAUACAGUAUGAUGGACCAAUCGAACGUGAAGAAUAGGGGCGGGUUUUGGUCCAACAUUUUGUCCAGUGUUGGCAAUAUUGCCAAUCCCCUUGGACAUGGUACUGAGAACAUAACCCAGCUACGCCAAGAGAUAGCCGGUCUAGAAGAAUUGAGCAGACAGCUGUUUUUGGAAGCUCACGACGCUCGCACCAUGAGAGAGAAGAUAGAAUGGUCGAACACAUUCCAAGGGAGAUACUUCAACUUCUUGGGGUAUUUCUUCUCGUUGUACUGCAUAUGGAAGAUAUUUAUUUCCACAAUAAACAUAGUGUUCGACAGAGUCGGCAAGAAGGAUCCAGUGACUCGCGGACUCGAACUGGUGGUCCACUGGUUGGGAUUCCGGCUGGACGUGGCGUUCUGGUCGCAACACGUCUCAUUCAUAUUAGUGGGUUGCAUUGUGCUCACUAGUAUACGUGGGUUGCUGCUAACUCUUACCAAGUUCUUCUACAAGAUCUCAUCGUCGAAGUCAUCUAAUAUCAUCGUGCUGAUUCUAGCCCAAAUAAUGGGUAUGUAUUUCUGUUCGUCUGUUCUCCUCAUGCGCAUGAACAUGCCCCCAGAAUACAGGAUCAUUAUAACGCAAGUAUUGGGAGAUUUACAAUUCAACUUCUACCAUCGAUGGUUUGACGUCAUAUUUCUAGUGAGCGCUCUAACUAGUAUAUUUACACUUUACCUUGCGCAUAAGCAACCCUCUGUAAGUUAGCCAGAGUUUAAUUUUAAGUUUUAGUAUAUAAGAGGUUGUCAGUUUGUAAAAAAAAUUAACUUAAUGCAUCGAAUCGAAUGAAAAGUAGGUAGGUUAAUGAAGAAUUCGUUUUUUUUUAAUCUUACAGUUGACUUUUUUCAGCUAUUGUAAUUAUAUAUUUUUUCAUGUUUAUGCACAAAAUAAACGUUUAAAAAUUAAACUUUAUAAUGACUUGAUGAGUUUUACGCACAAUAUAAGUGCCUAUUUUCAGGAGUACAAUUUUGAAGAUGCUUAAGAUUUAAGUAGAUGUAAAAUUAGAAAAGGGCCGUUCGCGCAAUUUACGGCUUAGGACCAAGAGACUCGUUAAGACAACUCUUUAAGAAAAUAAACAUACCUACAGUAGCGUCCCAGUACAUUUUUGAUCUUAUAAUGUAUGUUAGGAAAAAUACCUCUUUUUUUCAAAAAGUUAGUGCCACAACUGAUAGAAAUUUACGUAAUAAACAUAAAUUAGUCAUGCCGUUUCAUAGGCUUAGCAAAGUCAGUAAAUCAUUUAUGGGGAACUGUAGGUAUACGAUUUAUAAUAGGUUGCCGGAGUCUGUUCUUGAUAUGCCCAACCGAAAAUUCAAAGAUUAUAUAAAGAAAGUACUUUGUGAGAAGGCUUAUUAUAGGACUGAUGAUUACCUUAAUGAUUAAAACAUCUGGCUCGAGCUUGGCACAGGAACCUCUUAAUUAAUUGUAGUUUGAUUUGAACUUAAAUCAAAAUUCAGUACAUAAAUCUUUUUAAAAUUGGCAAUCCAUAAUAUAUAGAUUUUUUUUUCUUUUUUCAAUAUUCAAUCUCGUAUAUAAAUCUGAACAUUGUAUUCUCUCGUCCACAUUCUAUUCUAAGUUUAAUUAAUAUUGUUAAGUUGACGUUGUUGAAGAAAAUGCUGCAGUGCAGUUUGCUACCGCUUCUUCUGCACUGACGCCUUGGAAGCGGCAGUAAACUUAGUUUAUAAGUAAUUUAUUUGACGUCAACCAAUGUUGUUAAACCAUACGUUUUGACAAUUAUUAAGCGAUAUAUAGUAUCCUAUAAUAA